AUGCCGUCAAGAAUGCAAGAAGUCGUGUCCUGUUGUGCGCAGCGGCAAGCUUUGCCAAUGCCGAGGCCCGGAAAUGUGCUUGGUCUCGUCGGAACAAACGGUAUCGGAAAGAGUACUGCGCUUAAGAUCCUCAGCGGGAAACUGAAGCCCAACCUGGGAAGAUACGACAACCCGCCGGAUUGGGAAGAUGUCAUAAAAUACUUCAGAGGCUCGGAGCUGCAGAAUUACUUCACCAAGCUACUGGAGGACGAUCUCACAUCUGUUGUGAAGCCCCAGUACGUCGACCAGCUGCCUCGGGCCAUCAAGGGCACCGAGAAGAGUGUCAAUGCUCUCAUCAACAAGCAGAGGCAGCUUGACAAUCUGGAUGAAGUCCUCGACGUCCUAGAGCUGCGACACAUCUACGAACGUGAUGUCACCAAGCUGUCUGGUGGCGAGCUUCAGCGGUUCGCCAUCGGACUGACCUGCGUCCAAAACAAAGAUGUGUACAUGUUUGACGAGCCUUCCUCGUAUCUCGAUGUCAAGCAGCGUCUGGCCGCGGCCAGGAUGAUCAGGUCGCUAUCCAAACACGACAACUAUAUUAUCGUUGUCGAGCACGAUCUCAGCGUCUUAGAUUACCUUUCAGACUACGUCUGUGUCCUCUAUGGUCAGCCAGCAGUGUAUGGUGUUGUGUCUCUCCCCCACAGUGUUCGCGAGGGUAUCAACAUCUUCCUCGAUGGACACAUUCCGACGGAGAACCUGCGGUUCCGCGAUGAGUCCCUCACCUUCCGGAUUGCCGAAGCCUCUGAUCAGUUCGACAAUGACCAAACACGUGCCUUCACUUAUCCGCGCAUGGAGAAGACCUUGGGCGACUUCCACCUCGAGAUCGAUUCCGGCAGCUUCACUGAUUCAGAGAUCCUCGUCAUGAUGGGUGAAAAUGGUACCGGAAAGACCACGUUCUGUCGCCUUCUCGCCGGCGCUUUGAAGCCCGAUGGAACCGCGAAGGUACCAGAAAUGAAGAUCAGCAUGAAGCCGCAAACCAUCACGCCCAAGUUUGAGGGAACUGUUCGCCAGCUGUUCUUCAAAAAGAUCAGGGCCUCUUUCUUGUCUCCCCAGUUCCAGACCGAUGUCGUAAAGCCGCUCAAGCUUGACGAUUUCAUUGAUCAGGAGGUCAAGCACUUGUCUGGUGGUGAAUUGCAGCGUGUCGCCAUCGUCCUGGCCUUAGGUCUCCCUGCCGACAUUUAUGUUAUCGACGAACCAUCCGCCUACCUGGACUCCGAGCAGCGUAUCAUUGCCGCUCGCGUCAUCAAGCGCUUCAUUAUGCACGCCAAGAAGACAGCUUUCAUCGUCGAGCACGACUUUAUCAUGGCCACGUACUUGGCUGACCGUGUCAUUGUCUUCGACGGCCAGCCGGGUGUUGACGCCCAUGCCAACAAGCCCGAGUCUCUGCUCACCGGUUGCAACACCUUCCUCAAGAAUCUCGACGUGACUUUCCGCCGUGACCCCGUCAACUACCGUCCGCGUAUCAACAAGGGAGGCUCCCAGCUCGACCAGGAGCAGAAGCUCACUGGCAACUACUUCUUCCUUGAGGACAAUGACAAGGUCACUGCUUGA
Messenger RNA from Cryphonectria parasitica EP155, 1590 nucleotides. RefSeq lists its product as uncharacterized. The record is from RefSeq and is a predicted model, not a curated record. Gene Ontology annotation, biological process: translational initiation; translational termination; ribosomal subunit export from nucleus. The transcript is spliced from 6 exons. The coding region runs from base 1 to 1590 and encodes 529 amino acids. Gene Ontology annotation, molecular function: ATP binding; ribosomal small subunit binding; iron ion binding. NCBI's taxonomy places the organism in Eukaryota, Fungi, Ascomycota, Sordariomycetes, Diaporthales, Cryphonectriaceae.